AUGCUUCGUCCAUCUUUGCUCUCUGCUUCAUCCUCCCUGCGCAGCAUCCGUCGCCUUGAAACGCCAUUCAUCGUCGCACCUGCUUUGGCUCACGCUCAACUUUCGUUCAGACGAUCUCAAGUUCGAUCGCGUCACACCGUACGCAACGCCUCAACUGUGUUUGAUCUCAGCAAGAUUCCCAGGUACGACCCGACAAACCCGAGCGCAAACAUGCAAUCGUACACCCGUCAAUUUCCAUCGGAAGCAGCGCCACUUGUCAAGCUAGAGUUUGAUGGCGCGAGCCGCAUCUGGGUGCUGACCAUGCUGGGCAACGAAACACCGGAUAACCGACUGACGCACAAGUUGAUCGGUGAUGGUCUUCUGCCCGCUCUAAGACACGUUGAAGAACGCUGGAACGAUAUGCUCUCCUCUGGAGAAUCGAGUGAAGGAGCAGCGCUCAUUUCGACAGGUGGAGUGGAUGCGUCGGCCAAAAUCUUCUCCAACGGACUGGACUUGGAACGUGCAAUGGCCGACCCGACAUUCUUCGACACGCACCUCAACGCGCUCUACGAGAAACUGCUCACCUUACCGAUCCCCACCAUCGCGGCUGUCAACGGACAUGCAUUUGCAGCCGGAUUCGGCCUCGCGUGUGCACACGACUACCGUGUCAUGAACGCCAAACGAGGAUAUCUUUGCAUGAACGAGAUCGAUUUCGGCGCGCCGCUACCACAUGGACUACAGAUGGCACUAGGCAGCAAGAUCACAGACCAGAGGGUGAUGAGAAAGAUCGUGCUCGAAGGCCACCGAUUCAGCGCCAAAGAGGCGUUCGAUGAGGGCUUUGUUGAUAUCCUCAGCGACAGCCCACAGGACACGCUCGACAAGGCCUUGGAAUUGGCGAACAAGCUCAAGGGAAAGGCCAAAAUGAACGCUUGGGGUAGCAACAAACAGGUCAUCUACGCUCAGGCGAUCAAGAUCAUGAGGACCAGUCAUGACGAUGCUACUACCGCGCUGUAUGCUCCCAGGGCAAAAUAUUAG
This is a messenger RNA of Mycosarcoma maydis (corn smut), 1014 nucleotides long. RefSeq lists its product as uncharacterized. The transcript has a single exon. Gene Ontology annotation, biological process: fatty acid beta-oxidation. The record is from RefSeq and is a predicted model, not a curated record. Bases 1 to 1014 code for a protein of 337 amino acids. Gene Ontology annotation, molecular function: enoyl-CoA hydratase activity; delta(3)-delta(2)-enoyl-CoA isomerase activity. Gene Ontology annotation, cellular component: peroxisome. Lineage: Eukaryota; Fungi; Basidiomycota; Ustilaginomycetes; Ustilaginales.